This is a messenger RNA of Salpingoeca rosetta, 1277 nucleotides long. RefSeq lists its product as uncharacterized. Gene Ontology annotation, biological process: protein localization to cilium. Gene Ontology annotation, cellular component: cilium. The transcript is spliced from 13 exons. The record is from RefSeq and is a predicted model, not a curated record. Lineage: Eukaryota; Choanoflagellata; Craspedida; Salpingoecidae. The coding region runs from base 59 to 1132 and encodes 357 amino acids.
GGAAGCACACCAAGACAGGAGAAGCGAAGGAGGAAGCAAAACAACAACCAACACCAACAUGAGCGACGAUUGGGAACAGGAAUCGCGGCCGUCCACGGCCAGCAGCCGGCGCCAGCUCAUGGCAAAGAAGCGCGGAUCGAAGAAGAACCAGCCAGGGCUGAUCAUGUCCACAGGCAACAAGCCACGCCGCCCAAUGUCAUCGGCAGGCCGAAAACCAACGGCAUCAACAUCGUCAGCACAAGAUGAUACACCUCUGGUACAGCGGCCCGAUACCGCCAAAGACGCAGCCCUCGUCACACCCGUCGUGCCGUUUGACAUGGAGGAGAUGGAGCUGGUUGAGACGCGCGAGAAGAAGGACGACAAGAACAAGAAGAGCAUCUUUGAGAAGAAGCUUGAGCUGAGCGGGCUGGAGCAGACAUAUGACCCCAAGGACCGGCGCUGGGAGGUGCAGCCGGAUCAGUCGGGACCGCAGAUGGCAUUUGCGCAAUCCACAAAGCCGCCAGUGCAAGCGAGAAUGGAGACGCAAAAGCUGGAAUUGGACGCAGAGUUUCCAUUCAAGACGGCGCCCGAGGGGCAGAAGGUGAUGUGCCGCAUUGUUCGCGACAAGUCGUCCAUGGACAAGUCCGUGUUUCCCACGUAUUACCUCUUCCUCGAAUCAGAGGACGGGCAGCUCAGCAAGCAACCGAUUCUGGCGGCGCGAAAGAGGAAGCGGGCAAAGUCAAGCUAUUACGUCAUCUCCACCAACCCAGAACACCUCUCGCGCUCCUCAGACGACUUUGCAGCAAAACUCAGGGCGAAUGUGGUGGGGACGCACUUUACGCUGUAUGACUCUGGCGUGAACCCUGCCAAGUGCCAGCUGCCAGAGAACCUCGGCCGCCCGCUGCGGGAAGAGCUCGUGCACAUCCAAUACGUGCACGGAAACUCGUAUGUGCUCAACUUUGGCGGUCGCGUCACACGGCCCUCCGUCAAGAACUUCCAGAUUAUCCACGAAUCAGACACGGACUACAUCAUUCUGCAGUUUGGCCGCGUGGAGGAGCACGAGUUCACCAUGGACUACCAGUACCCAAUGUCCGCGCUCCAGGCCUUUGGCGUGUGUUUGACCAGCUUUGACGGGAAGCUGGCUGUUGAAUGAAGGCUGACUCAACGUUCCACAACGAAACCAUCACCAUCACCACCAGCACGCUUGCUUGCUUAUCUUGCGCCACAGACACACACUGAUGCUUCCCUUUCGUUUGCUUUUCUUCUGUCCAUUUUCCAAUGAAAGCCAACAAGCAAGA